AUGCGGUUUGCAUCUGCAAAUGUGGAGAAAACUAUUUUUACUGCCCCCCCUGCGAGUUUAACUCGAUGGCCUUCGUCGAUGUCAGACAUUCAAAGCGUGGAUUUAAAGAAUUUGGACAUUCUCUCCCCUUCUAUAUCAUCAAUUCGGAAACGCCUUGAAGCUGCGUUUCCAUCCGAACAAACUCCCCUCGGUAUUCAAUCCUGGUUCUUUCUGGCCGAUUUAAACCCCGGCCAGCGAUAUGAACUUCGAAUAUGCUGGAUUGCAACUCAACCCACUUCAUUCAACCUCAAAACAUACACUAUUUCUAGCGUUGUCAAAUCUCACACUUUAUCAGCAUCUCUUAAAGCCUAUGUAGCGGUUGAACGUCGUCAUGCCGGGGCCCAAUCCGCCUCCCAGGUAGCAAGCGAUAAAUCCUCGUUGCUACUUGCCGUGGACGUCUCAGCGGAUUACUUUACAUUGAACCAGACACUCAUGGACCAUGUUCCUCCUGUCGUUGCAGACAUCAUCCUUGAUCCCUACGUCUUUAAUGUAUUUCCGAAGUCUCUCAUACCGAUUGGUAUCUAUAUAUUACUCACAUCGGCAAUUGCUUGGUACUUAUCCUGUUUUGUCCACUCUCGCGUCAUGGGAAUUAUUGACAAUGGUACUACAAAGAUGCGGAAGAAACAUGAUUGA
This is a messenger RNA of Ophidiomyces ophidiicola, 672 nucleotides long. RefSeq lists its product as uncharacterized. Gene Ontology annotation, biological process: GPI anchor biosynthetic process. Gene Ontology annotation, cellular component: mannosyltransferase complex; endoplasmic reticulum membrane. The transcript has 2 exons. Lineage: Eukaryota; Fungi; Ascomycota; Eurotiomycetes; Onygenales; Onygenaceae. The record is from RefSeq and is a predicted model, not a curated record. Gene Ontology annotation, molecular function: mannosyltransferase activity. The coding region runs from base 1 to 672 and encodes 223 amino acids.